AUGAACGUUUCCAUGGAGGAAUAUACAUCUUUAAUGCAUCAAGCUGCACUUAGUGGCUCUUUGGAUUCCAUUGAGAUGCUCUUGGGUAUGGGUCUCUCCGCAAAUUCACAAAACCCCAACGAGAUACAGCCAUUGUAUUGUGCUUGCGAAAUCGAUGAUGAGGCAGUAGUAAAGCUUCUGCUGGAAAGAGGCGCCGAGCCCGAUGCCCGAGGUGGAUUCCAUGAAACCGCGCUACAAGCAGCAUCCUACAACGGGAACAUGGGCGCGGUGAAGGCCCUACUUGAGAAAGGCGCAGAGGUCAACAUCCAGGGCGGGUACUAUGGCAACUCUCUUCAGGCAGCAGCUUUUGAUGGAGACGAGAUGGUGGUAAAGACCCUCAUAGAGAAAGGCGCUGAGGUCAACGCCCAAGGCGGUUUCUAUGGCAAUGCUCUCCAAGCAGCAGCCUACAACGGGGAUGAAACUAUUGUCAACAUCCUCCUGGAAAGAGGUGCCGAGGUUAAUGCCCAGGGUGGGCAUUACGGCAAUGCCUUACAGGCUGCGGCCAACCACGGGAGCGAUAUAGUGGUGAGAACUCUCCUCGAUAGAGGUGCCGAGAUCAACGUCCAGGGUGGAUUGAGGGGUAACGCUCUCCAAGCAGCAAGCUUGAGUGGAAAAGAGGGGGUGGUAAUGCUUCUACUAGACAGAGGCGCCGAGGUCAAUGCUCACGGUGGAAACUUUGGGAGCGCUCUCCAAGCCGCGUCUUACAGCGGUAAUAAUGCAUUAGUCAAUAUCCUCCUCAAGAAAGGUGCAAACAUAAAUGCUCAGGGUGGACUAAGAGGCAACGCUCUGCAGGCAGCAGCAUUCGUCGGGCAUGAAAUGAUUUUGAAGACACUUCUAGAGAAGGGCGCGGAGGUCAAUACUCGAAGCGGAGAGUAUGGCAAUGCCCUGCAAGCAGCGGCCUAUAAUGGAAACAAGACGGUGGCGAAUAUCCUCCUUGAGAAAGGCGCCAAGGUUAAUUUCCAGGGUGGAGAUUAUGGGAAUGCUCUACAAGCAGCGGCCUGGGGCGGAAACGAGACAUUGGUAGAUUUUCUCCUCGAGAGAGGCGCCGAUGUCAACGCCCAAGGUGGUCGUUAUAGAAGCGCCCUUCAAGCAGCAGCAUUUAGUGGGAACGAGACGAUAGUAAAGACCCUCCUUGAGCGGGGAGCCGAGAUCAAUUCCUCAGGCGGAGAGUUUGGCGCCCCACUGCAAGCGGCAGUCUUCAGCAGAAACGAGUCCCUGGUAGACAUGCUCUUAGAGAAAGGCGCCGAUGUAAAUAUCACGGGUGGAUUCGGUGGUAGCGCCCUUCAAGCAGCAGCAAUUAACGGGAAUGAGACGAUGGUAAAGAAACUCCUGGAGAAAGGCGCCGAUGUCAAUGCCGAAGGGGGCACAUUCGGCAGUGCCCUACAGGCCGCGGCCGCCUACGGGCACGAGAUGGUAGUAAAAGCCCUAAUCGAUAAAGGAGCAAAUAUCAAUGCGCAAGGUGGGUUAAGAGGAACCGCCCUCCAAGCAGCAGCCAUCGCCGGGGACGAGAUAGUGGUAAAGUUACUGCUCGAGAAGGGCGCCGAUAGUUCUUUGGGUACAGAACAGGCCACCACGCAGAGUAAAAAGUUUAUAGAAUCGACCAAGAAGAGGAUAGCGGCAGACUUAUGA
Molecule: messenger RNA, 1668 nt
Organism: Morchella sextelata
Lineage: Eukaryota; Fungi; Ascomycota; Pezizomycetes; Pezizales; Morchellaceae
Exons: 1
Coding region: 1-1668 (555 amino acids)
Molecular function (GO): protein binding
Source: RefSeq, a predicted model, not a curated record